Molecule: messenger RNA, 534 nt
Organism: Haliotis rubra (blacklip abalone)
Lineage: Eukaryota; Metazoa; Mollusca; Gastropoda; Lepetellida; Haliotidae
Product: probable S-adenosylmethionine-dependent methyltransferase At5g38780
Exons: 1
Coding region: 1-534 (177 amino acids)
Biological process (GO): methylation
Molecular function (GO): S-adenosylmethionine-dependent methyltransferase activity
Source: RefSeq, a predicted model, not a curated record
AUGCCAAAAGCAGCCAUGUUUGUUCCUUAUGGAGAAAGUGGAUCUGGAAGCUAUGGAGCCACUCUUGGAAACCUACAUGCUGGAUAUAUAGAGCCAAUACACUCUAAAGUUUUCAAAUUAGCCGUUUCCAUUCCUUUUCCAAAAGGUUCAGUGUUCAGCAUAGGAGAUUAUGGCACAGCAGACGGUGGUAGUUCCAUGGUCUUUCUUGGGAGACUAUUAGAAUUCCUUAAAGAACGACACGGCCCUGAUACCCAGUUUCAGGUUAUUCAUGAAGAUCAAGGUAGAAAUGAUUUCAACUCACUCUUCCGACGCUUGACAGGAAUUAUUCCCGAGCCGCCAUCCUACCUCUUGUCGAUGGACAACGUGUAUGCUUUUGCUUGUGGAACAGACUUCUACAAACAAUGUGUACCUUCUAAUUCCAUGCAUUUCAUCAUGUGCAUGAUGUCCGUACACUGGCUGUCUCAACCGCCCACAGUUUAUAGGGACUCCAUCUACGUUUGUAACGACAGCCUUGAGGAAGAAAGGGAGCUUUGA